UCAAUAUUCGAUAACCUCAUUUCCGAACUAGCCACAUUGCUUAGUGAGAUGGGUGGCGCCAAACGCAUGAUUUCUUCGACUGCCUUUCGCCUGUCCGCUGCUCUGGAGCGGGCCAGUAAAAGACAUAAUGCCCCAUCUGCUUCAGUUGCUUUACAAAGCCCUUCGGACCCCCCGUUUGAUUUACAUACCGAUGAUCCUACGAUUGCGACUGUGAAAGAGGAAGAACAAAAGGUACAAUCAGACUGUUCACUGAAACAAAAGAAUGUUGGUCCAGAUGAAGAGGGACAUCUAGACUUCCGGGCUUUGAGAGUUAACAGGGUAGCCAAGCAUUGCUCGAGCAUUCGUCAACGGCCUGAAAAUACUGCUAGCAUUUUUGUGAACUACCCUCAUAUCGAGGCCAAGCGCUUUGUUCUCCUUAAACAACCGCUUGCCGGCUUAUCUGACUCGACAAAUUCUGAUUACCCUCCGUCACAAAAGGACGAAUCCAGGCUUGUGUUGAACUUUUAUCUACGUGGCUCUAUUUCUAAGCAAGCUUAUUGUCGCGGCAUUUAG
Protopolystoma xenopodis is the source of this 552-nucleotide messenger RNA. Lineage: Eukaryota; Metazoa; Platyhelminthes; Monogenea; Polystomatidea; Polystomatidae. The record is from the annotation of a GenBank genome assembly.